CCAUCAGCAAGGCUACACAGCCUCUAGGAUAUAUAACUCCCCAUUACCCCCACAUCUAUUCUGUUCCCAAGCACCGCAACAACUCAAUUCCCCGAAGAGAUCAAUCACCAUGGACGUCCACGUUGUCUCCAAGCAAAACCCCGCCCAGCACGCGACCUUCCAGCUCCCCUCACCGACCGAGCCACUCGUCGCGCCCUCAUCAAUCCGGGUCCGCGCCUCGCUCAUCGGCCUGACCUCCAACAACCUGACCUACGCGAUGCUCGGCACCGCCUGGAAGUGGUGGGACACGUACCCCGUUCCCCCGACCGCGCCGGCGCCCUACCACGACCCGGCCGGCUGGGGGAUCGUGCCGGCAUGGGGCUACGCCACCGUCCUCGAAAGCACCGUCCCCGACCUGCCGUCCGGGACAUCGAUCUUCGGAUACUGGCCGGCGUCCGGCCACGCGGUGGACCUCCACCUGACGCCCGGGGAGCCGCACGGCCACUGGACGGAAGUGUCCCCGCACCGGCGGGGUCUGUUCUGGCUGUACAACCAGUACACUGCCGUGGUCGAUAUGCGAUUCAAAAGCCUGGAGACGCGGGGCUGGGACUGCGCCGUGCGCACGAUCUGGACCUGCGGCUAUCUCCUCAGCGAGUACGUCUUCACCCCCGACCCCGCGACGCAUCCGCCGCUGCACCCGUCCCCGUCCCCGGAGAAGGAGGAGAAGGAGGAGGAGGAGGAGGAGGAGGCAAAGCGGUGGACCGCCGACGACGCGGACCUCUCCCACGCCGUCGUCAUCAGCCUAGGCGCGUCAACGAAGACCGGCCGCGCACUCGCGCAUAAUCUCGCCUGCAGGCCCGCCGGGACGGGUCCCCGGGGCUUCCUGCAGGUCACCUCGGCGCCGGCGGCGAUCGCGGACGCCGCGACGAAGCUCGCGCCGCCGUUCCCCACCAAGACUGUGGCCUACGCCGACAUCGCCGCGGCGGCGACGGAGGAGUGGCUGGCAGGCAGGCAGGCGUCUAAGAUCGUGCUGGUCAAUUUCGGCAGUCGGGAUGGCGGAGUCGAGCAGGUGUUGGGCCUGAUCCGGAAUAAUCCGGUCCUGAAGGCUGCUAGGCUUGUUUUCAUUGGCGUGGGACUCCAGCAGAAGGUUCACACGAUUGACGAGCUUGUUGCCCUUGGGAAUGUCGCUGCUCAAUUGGGCAUCGUUCAGCUCAACACUUCAUCAAUCAUGGAAGCUGCUCUCGGUGUUGUAGAUCACAAGAAAUUCUUUGACGAAGUGGAUGAGCGCUGGAAUCAUUGGCUGGUCAAUCGCGAAUCUGCUGCCCCUGAUCUGCGUCUGGUCUGGGGCAACGGGGUCGUUGGUGCAGAGGGCCUUGAGGGAGGCUGGGAGUCGCUGUGCAAGAGCCAGUUGAACCCCGAGAAGGCCUUGGUUUAUCGUCUGUAUGAUGGAGCAUUGGCACACCAGUCUUAA
Molecule: messenger RNA, 1450 nt
Organism: Aspergillus japonicus CBS 114.51
Lineage: Eukaryota; Fungi; Ascomycota; Eurotiomycetes; Eurotiales; Aspergillaceae
Product: DUF2855 family protein
Exons: 2
Coding region: 110-1450 (446 amino acids)
Source: RefSeq, a predicted model, not a curated record